GCUGUGCUCGUCGACGCCAGGGCCUUUACCAUCCCCAUCUGUCUCCGCGUCCUCAUGAAUAUUCGGUGUCUGGGGUGAUGACGUCGGGCCCCUCCCGGUAAGGAGAGUUUUGUAACAGGGUCACGUUGCGCUGCGGCACUGAACUAACAGACCUCCAAACAGCAGCAGUCCACCGUCUACUCUCCUCUACACCGAAGACAACACCUGCCCAUAACCUAUUUAACUAGAUAACUACAAUAUUAUCAGGAUGCCUCACCAGUACCCAGCUCUGACCACAGAGCAGAAGAAGGAGCUGCAGGAGAUAGCAGAGAGGAUCACGGCUCCGGGGAAAGGAAUCCUGGCUGCAGAUGAGUCCACCGGCAGCAUGGGUAAGCGUCUCAACCCCAUCGGGGUAGAGAACACCGAGGAGAACCGUCGUCUGUAUCGCCAGCUGCUGUUCACGGCCGAUGAGAGAAUGGAUGCUUGUAUUGGUGGAGUGAUCUUCUUCCACGAGACUCUCUACCAGAACUCUGAUGACGGGACCAACUUCUCCCAGCUCAUCAAGGACAGGGGGAUUGUAGUGGGCAUCAAGGUGGAUAAAGGUGUUGUCCCACUGGCCGGAACCGAUGGAGAGACCACAACCCAGGGUCUGGAUGGCCUGGCAGAGCGUUGUGCUCAGUAUAAGAAGGAUGGAGCAGACUUCGCUAAGUGGCGUAGCGUCCUGAAGAUCAGCGACAACACCCCCUCAGAACUCGCCAUCAUGGAGAACGCCAACGUACUGGCACGCUACGCCAGCAUCUGUCAACAGAACGGCAUCGUUCCCAUUGUGGAGCCUGAGAUCCUUCCUGACGGAGACCAUGACCUGAAACGUUGUCAGUACAUCACUGAGAAGGUUCUGUCUGCGGUGUACAAGGCCCUAUCAGACCACCACGUCUAUCUGGAGGGGACCCUGCUGAAGCCCAACAUGGUGACUCCCGGACACUCCUGCCCCCAAAAAUACACUAACGAAGAGAUCGCCAUGGCUACGGUCACUGCCCUCCGCCGCACCGUACCCCCUGCCGUCACAGGUGUGACGUUCCUGUCAGGGGGCCAGUCAGAGGAGGAGGCCAGUAUUAACCUGAAUGCUAUCAACACCUGUCCUCUGGGUAAACCCUGGGCCUUGACCUUCUCCUAUGGUCGUGCCCUGCAGGCCUCAGCCCUCAACGCCUGGAGAGGAGAGAGAGACAACGAGAAGGCUGCUGCCGAGGAGUUCCUUAAACGGGCUGAGGUGAACGGUCUGGCUGCCCAGGGGAAGUAUGAGUCAACAGGAGACAGCGGAGCGGCGGGGCAGUCUCUCUACGUGGCCAAUCACGCGUACUGAACACCCCAGGCCACGCCUACAUCACAACCCACCGCUGCAGCCCCUCCCCUCACCCACCAACCACAGACCUGCGUUGUCUACCGUAUUUUAGAAACAGCAUCGUUGUCGUGGCAACAUAACGAUGUGGUUAAUAUGAGUAUUAAUUAGUAUGGGGAGUUGAUGAUGAAGAGGAUGCUGAAGGGAGAGAGGGCGGUAUCAUGAAUAAGCUUUACUAAGUCCCAAAUGGAGUCCUAUUCCCUAUAUAGACCUGGUCUAAAGUAGUGCACUAUAUAGGGAAUAGGGUGUACAGACCUGGUCUAAAGUAGUGCACUAUAUAGGAAUAGGGUGCCAUAGGGCUCUGGUCUAAAGUAGUGACCAACCAGAGAGAGGAUAACAUCAGAUAGGGACCAAUCAGAUACUAGAUUACAUCAAACAGUGACCAACCAGAGAGAAGAUAACAUCAGAUAGGGACCAAUCAGAUACUAGAUUACAUCAAACAGUGACCAACCAGAGAGAAGAUAACAUCAGUUAGGGACCAAUCAGAUACUAGAUUACAUCUGACAGACACCAGGGUGUGACGUGUUGAGUUCCAGUUAGGAAUGAGUAAGAAGAGAGGGAUGAGAGAGGAGGGAGAAAGAGGAGAGAGAUAGUGAGAGAAGGGAGAGAGAGCGUGAGAGGAGGGAGAGGAGGGAGGGAUGGAGAGAGGAGGGAGAGAGAGAGAAGAGGGAGAGAGAGAGAGGGAGAGGAGAAGGAUGAGAGAGGAGAGAGAGAGAGUAAGAGGAGGGAGAGAGAGAGGAGUGAGAGGAGGGAGAGAGGGGAGAGGGAGAGAGAGAAGAGGGAGAGAGAGAAACAGAGAGAGAGAGAGGGGAGGGAGGGAGAGAGAGAGAAACAGAGAGAAAGAGAGAAGAGGGAGAGAGAGAAGAGGGAGAGAGAGGGAGAGAGGAGGGAGGGAGAGAGAGAAGAGGGAGAGAGAGAAGAGGGAGAGACAGGAGGGAGAGAGAGAAACAGAGGGAGAGAGAGGAGGGAGAGAGAGAAACAGAGGGAGAGAGAGGAGGGAGAGAGAGAGAGGUACCAUUGUCAGCUAGAGACUGAACACAAAGGGUGGAAGGAAAGACAGACAAACAGCUAACCACUGACCACCAAGUCUCAUCCUCUAACCUCUGUCUUUUUCUCACACACCUAACUAUCUAGCUAUCAAUCAGUCAAUCAAUCGAUCAAUAAACUACUGAUAAUAACUUUAUUACUUGCCAUCUAAAACAGUUGCUGGGAAUGGCCCAGUGUGUUUUAACAGUUUGUGGGAAUGGCCAGCGUGUUGUCUAGGACUACUGCACUUCUCUGAUGAUAAUAAUAGCUUUAAAGUACACAAUCAAUGUGUUAUUAUGUGUUGUGUUGUGAGAGCGACCUUGUAGUUAUUAUGUGAUGCUUCUGUGUCUUACUCACCUCCUCUCCCCCACCGGUGGAACAGUCCGGAGGUGAGGGUGAAUCCUAUUGGCUGGUCUGGGUGGAGUGUGGGGUUUGUAGGGGGGGGGCCAGUAAGUCAGUCACUGCUGUGUUGGAAUACUGUGAUGUUUGUUGAUGUUCCUUUGUUUGUUUGUUGUUCUCUAAAGCGCUUGCUGUGAUGAAUAGUGGGGGGAAAAAUUAACAGAAAAUCUACAAUAAAUAUGACAAAAUAGUUAGAAACA
Oncorhynchus keta (chum salmon) is the source of this 3000-nucleotide messenger RNA. It is a transcript of the gene aldocb, whose product is annotated as aldolase C, fructose-bisphosphate, b. Gene Ontology annotation, biological process: fructose 1,6-bisphosphate metabolic process; glycolytic process. The coding region runs from base 248 to 1339 and encodes 363 amino acids. Gene Ontology annotation, molecular function: fructose-bisphosphate aldolase activity. Gene Ontology annotation, cellular component: cytosol. The transcript has 9 exons. The record is from RefSeq and is a predicted model, not a curated record. NCBI's taxonomy places the organism in Eukaryota, Metazoa, Chordata, Actinopteri, Salmoniformes, Salmonidae.